UUGUCGCUUCCGUUUGUGGGAAGGGGCGGAGGAGGGGAGCGGCCAUGGCGGCGGCGAAGGCGGCCGAGGCCGAGUUGGUGGGUCGGACGGCGGAGGAGGUGUCGUGGGCGGAGGGUCUGCGCGGGGCCUGUGAGCCCGAGCACCACUGGCGGCACCGGCGGGAGUUCCUGCUGCGCAACGUCGGGGAGCGGCCGGCGGCGGGCAGCCCCCAGCUCCAGCGCCUGGUCUCCCUCUCCAUGGUGUGGGCCAACCACGUCUUCCUGGGCUGCCGGUACCCGCCGCAGGUGAUGGAGAAGGCGCUGGAAAUGGCCGAAGGUAUCCAAGUGACCGGCGCGCCCGUCCGCACCACGAGAGAUGAACUGGUUGCCAAGGUGAAGAAAAGAGGCAUAUCAAGUAGCAAUGAAGGGCUAGAGGAGCCCCCCAAGAAGCGAGCUGUUGAGAAAAGCAGAGAUUCUAAGGAUACUGGAAAGGAUGUGAAAACAACCAAGGCAGAAGCCCCGAAGGAAACAGAGAGCACAUUGCCAAAAAAGCAGGAAAAAGACACUAGCAAAAAUCCAGAAAGCUCCCCGUCAACUGUGAGUUCAAAUCAAGAAAUGGUCACAGCAUCAGACAUAGAAACAGAAGGAAAACCUACUAAUGCUGAACAUACUGCUGAGCAAAAGCCAUCUUCACCUAAAAAAGAGUCAGGAGAGAAUCCACCUAAGGAAAGCAAGUGUGAAAAUGUGGCAUCACCUGAAAAGAAAACUACAGUAAGCGCAGUGCCAUCGGCUGCCAAGAGUGCCCCGCAGGCAGAGGCGGUGGCAGUGGCAGUGCCACCGGCUGCCAAGAGCACCCUGCAAGCAGAGGCAGUGGCAGCGGCAGUGCCACCAGCUGCCAAGAGCACCCUGCAGGCAGAGGUGGUGGCAGGUGCGGUGCCACCAACUGCCAAGAGCACGCCACAGACAGAGGCAGGGGGGGCAGCUGCCAAGAGCACGCCACAGACAGAGGCAGUGGCAGAGGCAGCGCCACCAACCACCAAGAGCACCCCGCAGACAGAGGUGGUGGCAGCAGCGGUGCCACCGACCACCAAGAGCACCCCGCAGGCAGCAGCGGUGCCACCGACCACCAAGAGCACCCCACAAACAAGUGCUACAUUGCUGUCUUCCAAAAACCAAGCGAGUGCCCCAGCAUUGGCCCCCAAGAGUGGUGCUCAGGCGGCCACCUCGCUGCUGCUGGCCCCCAAGAGUGGUGCUCAGGCAGCUGCCUCGCUGCUGCUGGCCCCCAAGAGCGGCUCUCAGGCGGGCACCUCGCUGCUGCUGGCCUCCAAGGGCACCGCGAAGGCAGGCUCCUCGCUCCUGGCCUCCAAGAGCAGCGCCGAGGUAGCUGCCUCGCUGCUGGCCGCUCGGAGUGGUGCUCAGCAGGGAUCCUCGCUCCUGACUUCCAAGAGCAGCGCUCAGGUGGCUGCUUCGCUGCUGGCCGCUCGGAGUGGCGCUCAGCAAGGUCCUUCGUCACUGGCCACCCGGGGUGGAGCUCAGGCAGGUGCUUCUUUGCUGGCCUCCAAGGGUGGCACACAGGCAGGUUCACCACAGCUUGCCUCCAAGAGUGGCUCGCAGCCAGGCGAAAGCCCUGCGAGGGCUUUGUGCAAGCCGUUAACCAGCGAAGAUGCAAAAGAGAGACAACCUUUUUUCAACAGACUGUACAAAGCUGUAGCCUGGAAACUGGUUGCUGUCGGAGGCUUCAGUCCAAACGUAAAUCACGCAGAACUUCUAAACUCGUCGAUUCAGUCUGUAAAAGCUACGUUAGAUGUUGCUUUUGUUCCCCUGAAGGAACUUGCAGACUUGCCUCAAAAUAAGAGCUCUCUAGAAAAUAUAGUUUGUGAACUGAGGUGCAAGUCUGUCUACUUGGGUACUGGCUGUGGUAAAAGUAUGGAAAAUGCCAAAGCGGUUGCUUCCAGAGAAGCUUUGAAAUUAUUCCUCAAGAAGAAAGUAAUUGUGAAGAUAUGUAAAAGAAAAUACAAAGGCAGAGAAAUUGAAGAUUUGGUACUUCUGGAUGAAGAAUCAAAACCUUCGAAUUUACCUCCAGCUUUAAGAAAUCCUCGUGAGAUCUUGUAGGGGAGAAUCGCUGUUUGUACCGUAUAUAGUAUUUCAAGAUGAGGACUGAAGGUUAAUUUUGUACUUUAAAAACGUAGGCUUCCAGAUAUUUUGUAUUUCUUUCUCAGUUUUGCAAGACAAUGAUAGUCCUUUCACUUGGUAGCAAUUGUAUAAAACUUGUUAGGGAUGACAAGUGCGCAUUUAAAGGUAUGCCUUAAUAUAUAGCACACUAGUGUGCUGUUUUAUUUGCAAAAUAGUCUACCUAAUUCUUCUAUUUUUAAUUAAACGAUUAAGGUACAAUUUGCUGUUUGAAACCUGACAAUUUUGUAAUUCUUACGAUUUGAUGGCAGUGUGCUCAAUUGUCUACCAUGUCUUUUUUAGACACAUAGAAGUAUGUAUAUAGGGACCAUAAUACUUGAAAGAUUGAAAGUCGUUUAAAAAUUUCAAUCAAAAAAAGUUUGAGUCAUCUGUUUCAGGCCUGUUGCUCAUAAUGUUCACUGUUGCUCAUACUAGGAGAGAAAAUAGUUGGUUGACUAUUUUUAUGGGAUGUUUUCGUAACAUUUGCAAUAGAAGUGACACCCUGAUCCCAUUUAACAUUAUACUAGCAGGUUAGAUCCCAUUUAGCAGUGUACUAGCAGGUUAGAUCCCGUUUAACGUGAUACUGGUAAAUUACCAAUUAGCAGUCAAGUCGCAGCUGCUUCAGCCACCAAAACUGUAAGCAGAUUUAACUUAUAUUGUGAAAUAUCAUUUACACUUUUUCCAAAUAAACACGGAUUUCUCUACUAAGCAUAUUUUAACUGCUACUAAAACAAUAAAAACUUCUGGGAUGUGCUUUUGUAGUACUUUGGUUCAGGCUAUUCAAUAUUCCAGCCAUUUCAAUAACUUUGCAACACCUUAAGAAAAGCUUUACUUUGAGUGGCUUCGAGGUGUAAUCCCACAAGGAUGAGUUUGUUUUCUUUGGAUGUGCAGCUGAAAUACUGUAAAACGGAUAGAGCGAACCUAUAGAAUACUGAUUUCUACUUUGGUAACGCUUACUGAGAUAAGUAAAAGGAAGAUGCUGCUCCUAGAGAAGGCAAGUGAAUUGUAAAGCGCUCACAGUAAUCGAGCCCGCCCUUUGCUACGUUUUUACACCAUGUACAGAAUGGUUUGAAGCGAAGAAAGUGGGAAAUUACCUUUUAUUUUCAAUGUUACUGAAAUACCUGCACAAACUGCAUGUUUUGAUAUAUUGGUUAAUGACAUGUAAUUGUAAAAACAUAACGUCUUCAGUGCUGUUUUGAAUUAAUCUUGUCCAAUUACAGUAGUUAGCAUCAUUUAAUGGAGACCUUACAUGUGACUGGCAGAUCUGUGGAUCGAGUCCCACAGGCGUGAACAGGAAUUCCUGGGAUCGCGGUAGUGUGUGUGUCCACUUAAAGACUUCCAGUUCUAGAUUUUGGGACUGAACCAGUGCGGCGUUGUCAUGCUGUCCCCUAUGUGAUUUGUAACAGCGCCGUCUGUCCGGUCCGUAGCACCUGAAGCCUGCCAGGCGCUCAUGCUUCCCGAUGUGGCCAGUUGAGACCUUCCUCCAUCUGGCUCCUGUGCCCUUGGUCGCCCUUCGCUCCGCUUUGGAUUUCUCAGGAGUUUCCCCUUGGUGUCUCCGGAGCAUCUGCUGAUGUGGGGAAACGGUGUCUGGCACAGCGUGCUGCCAGCGCAGAGCAGUGUCUGCCGUCGGUGGGAGAUGUGGUGGUCAUUCGGGACGCGUAAGAUGUUUUCACCCACUCGCCCAGUGCAAGCGGAGGCCUGGGAUGGCUGUUUUUUGUGGGGCUGGGGUUGCAUCCCCGUGGCCUCUAAUGUUUGGCUUUCUCAGCUGUUGCUUUGGGCAUCUCCAGAGGUUGCGAUGUGCAAACCUGUGUUUCCCGGCUGUGCGGUGAAGCUCUCGGUUAUUUACUGACAUCCCUGGGGCGUGAAGGUAAUGGCGUUAAAAGGCCAAGGGGCUAGAUGCCUUUUUUUAAAAGUCCUGACUUAAGCUUACUUUUUUUAAAAAAAUUUUUGAAUGUUAUUCCUCUUUGAUGUUUGGUUGUGAUUCAUUAAAAGACGAGUCUGUAGCUACUCUUAAUAGAAACUGGAAGUUGAA
Chroicocephalus ridibundus (black-headed gull) is the source of this 4179-nucleotide messenger RNA. RefSeq names its product CDKN2A interacting protein (gene CDKN2AIP). The record is from RefSeq and is a predicted model, not a curated record. Gene Ontology annotation, cellular component: nucleolus; nucleoplasm. Lineage: Eukaryota; Metazoa; Chordata; Aves; Charadriiformes; Laridae. The coding region runs from base 45 to 2090 and encodes 681 amino acids. The transcript is spliced from 3 exons.